CAAAACCAGCCUUUAAAGCCUAUACCCUGACCUUCUUUCCCAACCUCUCUCUCGCCAUGAAAAUUUCUUGAAAAGAUUUCUCAAAUUCUUCGAACGGACUCAGACAAUAUAGUUCAUUCAUUUAUAAAUUCGUAAGUUCUUCUGUGCUUUUGUCUCCGACCACAAUGGUUUCUGUCGGAGAUUCUCAUUCCAGUUCCAACGGUCUCCCUCUCCCCCGAAACAUUUACACUUCUGAUUCACUCAAAACUCACCGAUACACCGGCCGCUCCAUGCGCACGAUACGGUCCAAUGUGUUCCAAAGAAAUGAAGAUGACAGUUGCUCGUUUGUCGUUGAGAGAUCCACAUGCGUGUCCGAGAACCUCAACCUAACGGACUCGGGCAUCGACAUGAGGCUCAACGAGCUCGCUCUGCGGAAAGGCAAGUCAGCAAAGUCCACUUCUUCCUCGGAGGAGGAGAUAAGGGAGUUUCUGGAUCUCUCUCAGGCAUUCAGCGACUUGUCGGCGUGCAGCAGCGAUAUCUCGGGAGAGUUACAGAGGCUAGCGACGUUGCCCACGUUGUCCUCCGACAACGACAACAACGGUGAGGCUAAAGCGGGGGAGAUCGAGCCUUGUUUGGGGUUUCUACAGAGGGAGAGCUUCUCGACAGAAAUAAUCGAGAGCAUUUCACCGGAGGAUCUUCAACCAACGGUGAAGAUCUGCGUCGACGGGCUUAAAUCUCCGUCGAUCGCAGUUAAGCGGUCUGCGGCGGCCAAGUUAAGGCUUUUAGCGAAAAACCGGGCCGAUAACCGGGCUUUAAUCGGCGAGUCCGGUGCGGUUCCUGCUCUGAUUCCGCUACUCCGGUGCAGCAGCGACCCGUCGACUCAGGAACACGCCGUCACGGCGCUCCUCAACUUGUCCCUUCACGAAGGCAACAAGGCGUUGAUAACAAAAGCCGGUGCGGUCAAGUCCCUUGUCUACGUGCUCAAGACCGGCACCGAGACAUCGAAGCAGAACGCGGCGUGCGCCCUGCUGAGCUUGGCUUUGGUGGAGGAGAACAAGAGUUCCAUCGGGGCCUGCGGGGCGAUUCCGCCGCUGGUCUCGUUGCUGCUGAACGGGUCGAGUAGGGGGAAGAAGGACGCAUUAACGACGUUAUACAAACUCUGCUCGAUUAGGCCGAACAAGGAGAGGGCCGUGAGCGCGGGGGCUGUCAAGCCGUUGGUGGCGCUGGUGGCGGAGCAGGGCACGGGAAUGGCUGAAAAGGCGAUGGUGGUGCUGGGUAGCCUGGCGGGAAUCGAGGAGGGAAGGGAGGCCAUAGUCGAGGAGGGCGGGAUUGCGGUGCUGGUGGAGGCGAUCGAGGAUGGAUCGUUGAAAGGGAAGGAGUUCGCGGUGGUGACGCUGCUGCAGCUGUGUGCGGACAGCGGGAGGAACAGAGGGUUGCUGGUGGGGGAGGGGGCUAUUCCUCCUCUGGUGGCGCUUUCUCAGACGGGGAGUGUUAGGGCCAAGCACAAGGCUGAAACACUUCUCGGGUAUCUGAGAGAACCAAGACAAGAGGGAACCUCUUCAAGUCCUUAGACAGGAGGUAUUAUGUACUAUUUAGCAGAGGUAAUUACUGUGGGGGGUUUGGUUGUGUAUAUAUGGAAUGCUUUCUUGAUGGUUUGUACAGUAGGGGUUGAUAAAUUUUUAGGAGAAUAUUUGUAGAAGAAAAUUAGGGAAGCUAGCAAGAGACUGACCUUUAGUUUUAGGUUUUUGGAUUUUCUUUAUUCCUUCUCAUUCUAUGUUUUCUAGAAGUGGAAUAUACAUAUUUUAUUUUUCUGGGUUUUGGGUAUUCUCCUUAUGUUUUGUUUGGGUGACCCCAAUUUUUGUGAAAAGGUAUACUAGUUGUCUUGUUUCGCGUAGCUGAAAUAAAUAGACUAUGUACUUGCUUGGAUCA
Messenger RNA from Carya illinoinensis, 1908 nucleotides. RefSeq names its product U-box domain-containing protein 4. Gene Ontology annotation, molecular function: protein binding. The transcript is spliced from 2 exons. The record is from RefSeq and is a predicted model, not a curated record. Lineage: Eukaryota; Viridiplantae; Streptophyta; Magnoliopsida; Fagales; Juglandaceae. Gene Ontology annotation, cellular component: nucleus; cytoplasm. The coding region runs from base 165 to 1550 and encodes 461 amino acids.